Messenger RNA from Zygotorulaspora mrakii, 3552 nucleotides. RefSeq names its product ubiquitin-specific protease UBP15 (gene UBP15). NCBI's taxonomy places the organism in Eukaryota, Fungi, Ascomycota, Saccharomycetes, Saccharomycetales, Saccharomycetaceae. Gene Ontology annotation, biological process: protein deubiquitination; regulation of protein stability. Gene Ontology annotation, molecular function: protein binding; cysteine-type deubiquitinase activity; cysteine-type endopeptidase activity. The transcript has a single exon. Bases 1 to 3552 code for a protein of 1183 amino acids. Gene Ontology annotation, cellular component: cytosol; nucleus. The record is from RefSeq and is a predicted model, not a curated record.
AUGACUGAAGAGAUAACCGGUACGGUUACGGAACCGAUUGAUCUGGGUAAGACGAUUGGUGAAGUACUUCCUAAACUUGAUAGUGAAGAAGAGAUAGAAGUUCAAACGGAGCAUGGAUUCACGUGGCAUAUUGAUAGAUGGUAUGAAUUGACCAAUGAUAAGUAUGUCUCACAAAGAUUUAGAAUUGGUGAGUUUGAGUGGGAUUUGCUUCUCUUCCCACAGGGAAACCAGAAUAAGAGUCUGGCUGUUUACUUAGAACCGCAUGCGGAAGAGAGAAGAAAUCCAGAAUCGGAAGAAAUGGAGGUGGUGAAUCCUGACUGGUAUUGUUGCGCUCAGUUUAGCAUUGUGCUCUCAAAACCAGGAGAGGAUGACAAAGUCCACAUAGUCAACAGCUCGCAUCAUAGAUUUAAUGCCUCAGAUACUGAUUGGGGGUUUGCAAACUUUAUAGAUCUGAAUCAUUUGAAAUAUCCCACUAAAGGGCGCGUGUCGGGUCUUUUAAGUGAUUCGAAACUGAAUAUCACGGCAUACAUACGAGUCCUGAAGGACAAAACUGGGGUUUUAUGGCAUAAUUUUAUCAAUUAUGAUUCCAAGAAAGUAACUGGUUACGUGGGCUUCAGGAAUCAGGGGGCAACGUGCUAUUUGAAUUCAUUACUGCAGUCAUAUUUUUUCACAAAGUAUUUCAGGAAACUGGUAUACCAGAUACCCACUGAAAACGAAAAUCCUAAUGAUAGUGUGACACUUGCUCUACAAAGGGCAUUCUAUCAGCUACAGGUCUCUAAGUAUCCGUUGGAUACUAUGGAGUUAACGAGAUCGUUUGGGUGGGAUAAUGUCGAAGCGUUCACCCAGCAUGACGUUCAAGAGUUGAAUCGUAUUUUAAUGGACAGAUUGGAAACAAGAAUGAAGGGCACAUCCGUUGAAGGCAAACUAAAUGAGCUGUUUGUUGGAAAGAUGAAAAGCUAUAUCAAAUGCAUAAAUGUUGACUAUGAAAGUGUGCGGACGGAGGAUUUUUGGGAUAUUCAAUUAAAUGUAAAAAACAUGAAGUCUUUAAAAGAAUCUUUCGAAAAUUACAUAGAAGUGGAGUUAAUGGAUGGAGAAAAUCAAUAUGCAGCUCAAGAUUUUGGCCUUCAAGAUGCCAAGAAAGGUGUCGUAUUCGAAGCAUUUCCUUCCGUACUGCAUUUACAAUUGAAGAGGUUCGAGUAUGACUUCAACUAUGAUCAGUUGAUUAAAGUGAAUGAUCGUUAUGAAUUUCCUGAAAGUAUUGAUCUCUCUCCAUACAUGGAUAAAGAUGUCUUGAAGGCAACCCCUGGUCCUCGCAUCUAUAAUUUGCAUGGCGUUUUAGUUCACACAGGGGAUAUAUCAACCGGGCACUAUUAUGCAUUGAUAAAACCGAAUACUGCAGACCAAUGGUAUAGAUUUGAUGAUGAAAGGGUUUGGAAGGUUACUAGCAAGCAAGUUUUUGAUGACAACUUUGGUUUCGAUAGGUUACCAGACGAAAAACUUCGUACUAUGACUCGGGAACAGUGUCAAGAAUACUUAGUUGCCCGUCAUACAAAUGCUUAUAUGCUUGUCUAUGUGGAAGCCAGCAGGGAAGAUGACUUGUUGCAACCAGUUACUGAAACAGACGUACCUGAGCAUGUUGUACGCAGCGUCCAACAGGAAAACACUGAACGUGAGGCAAGAGAGAAAGACAUUAGAGAAGCUCACUUAUACACUUCAAUUCGUGUCAAUUCUGCAAAAAAUUUUAUUCAUUACGAGGGCUUCGAUAUUUGUCCAAACAUGCGCUCAUCUACAUACUCGCCAGAAUUGAAUUCAGAGGAUGCAUCAUCAAAGUUGUUGAGGAUAACUUCGAAAACUUAUAUGAAAGAUGUCUACAAAAAGCUUAAUGAGCAGCUAGGCAUACCACAUGGCAAGAACGUUAGGUAUUGGAAGAUGGGAUUUCGUAGGAAUGCUACUCUACGUCUAGAAGAGCCACUACCCCCAGAUAUUGAAGAAAUGACGCUGGAAGAUAUUUUUGAAAAUGAGAGCACUGGGAGAGUAUCGGCUUUAGACAUUUUUGUUGAAGAGCCGUAUUUGGACCUAAACUUUCUGGUGAAAUUAAAAAUUUCGGGUGUUCUGCCAUCCGUUUGCCUAACUGAUGAAUUGAUUGAUAAUUUAAGGGAGAAUGUCACAAAGCUUGUCUCUCAGGAUGAAAUACCGCUAAUUAAUGCUGAUUUGAACUCCCAACUUAUUUUUUUGAAGAAAUUCGACCCACAGUCGCAGUCAUUAAAAGGCUUCGGAUAUUGUACAGUAAAUCAAUUAAGUAGUGUAUCAACUCUUACCGAUGUUGUGAAUGAAAUUAACGGUACAGUGGGGCCACUGGAGUUUUAUGAAGAGUUGCAACCAGGGUCCAUUGAGUUAGUUCCAAACCAGGAGAAAUUUUAUGCUGCCGAACUGUCAUCAGGAGAUAUUUUAGCCUUCCAAACCAAAUCGGAAGUACCUAAAGUACUUCCGGUAUACAGGAACCUUCUUGAUUUUUAUCAGUAUUUGCGGCACAGAAUUAAGCUUACUUUUACGAAAGCUGAGGAAUCAACAGAGGAGUACGUUAUACAGAACUCUUCUCCAGAGAGUUUUGAGUUUUGGAUAUCAGCACAUGCGACAUACACAGAAGUUUCCAACGUAGUUGCACUGCAUACUAAUGUACAAGCGGAAUACCUUAAGAUUUUUGCUCUCUACGCUAAUGGUAGAUUCCCAAUGAAAUCAGACUCGGUCCUCAGCGAUUAUAUCGUUAGAGAUUAUAAUUGCGAUGUUAAGCCAUUGUUUGAAUACGAGGUUUUAUCUGUGCGCUUAAAAGACCUAGAACAUUUAAGAUCUUUGAAAUUACACUGGCUCAGAGAUAGUUAUAUCCACUAUCAGACUUAUGAAUUCAAAGUGAAAAAUGAUUGUACGGUAAAGGAGUUUUUAGACAAAAUCCAAGCGAAAAUAGGUUUCUCUGAUGAGGAAAAAGGUAAUAUUCUACUUUGGACAAAUUAUAAUUUUCAAUUUCAAGGCAUAUUGUCAGAAAACAGUACAAUGAAGAGCAUAGGAAAAUCUGUUCUGCUAUUUGGCCGUAUUCUUCCACAAGAGCUAGCUCUCGUUAGACAGAUGGACAAUUCUGCAGAAAAUGCAGACAAUGACGCUAUCGACGAGGAAGACUUGGGAACUGUAGAAAAUGAUGACCAAAGUAUAAAAGGGCGUUUAGUGGCAGUGGUUCAAUACUUCAAGGAUAUGGAAAAUAGGCAUGGUAUUUCGUUUUUAUUUGAAUUAUUACCUAAUGAAACAUUUUCUGAAACUAGGGCAAGAUUACAUGAGAAAUUUGGCCUGGGGCAAAAAGAAUUUGCAAAAAUCAAAUUGGGCAUAUCGUUCAGCACUCCCACAGGAACCUCUUUCAGGCAAUUGCAAGGCUAUUCUGAAGAGGAGCUUGGAAAGCUUGUUUUGUACAACGUCAUGAGCAGCUUGGACUGCAUAUAUAUGGAUCAUCCAGAUAGGUUGAGAUCUCAAAGUGCGCAUGAUAGGCCAAUGGUCAUCAAAAACUGA